AUAUAUAUACAAAGAUUAUUGAUUAGUUAGCUUAGGGUUGAUCUUCUGACUGUUAGGGAAUAUUGUUAUCAUUAAAUGCAUGAAGAAAAUUUACAAAAGCUAAAGUUAAACAAAUUAAUUUAUUGGGAGACAAAAGUUAGCACAGUGAAUGAUAUUACUAUUAUUCUUGAGAUGAAAUGUCACAGUCAUUCUUUGAGGGACAUACUCCUCAUCUCUUCUUGUUUAUUAAUUGUUCAUUUGUUAUUAUUAUACUUUGUCUUUUGCUCUUUCUCCUCCACUCAAAUUUGCUAUUUCAUUUUCCCAAUUUUAUUUGUUUGUUUGGUUUAUUUAAAUUCUCAGCUUCUUUACAAAUCUUUCUCAGCUGACAAAAAAAAUACAAAUCUUCUCAGUUCUUCUUGAAAUUAGGGUUCCUCUUUCUUUAAGAGGCCUAAAACCCUAAUAUAUCCUUCUCAUUGACUAAAGAGUUAAGCCUACUCUAUCUACUUUGGAAGCAAAUUUCAAAGGUAAGAAAAAGCCCUUGAAACAGGAAGAAAGAUACACUUAAUCGUCAAAGAGCUUAAAGAUUUAAAGGCAGGUAUAAAAAUUCAAAAAGAAAUGGCUUCCUCAUCAUCAAAUACGUACAACUCACCAUGCGCGGCGUGCAAGUUUCUUCGCCGUAAAUGCAUGCCGGGAUGCAUAUUCGCGCCAUAUUUCCCACCGGAGGAGCCACACAAGUUCGCCAACGUCCACAAAAUCUUCGGAGCAAGCAAUGUCACUAAGCUCCUCAACGAGCUACUCCCUCACCAGCGUGAAGACGCAGUCAACUCCUUAGCCUACGAGGCUGAGGCACGAGUCCGUGAUCCUGUCUAUGGCUGCGUCGGAGCCAUCUCUUAUCUCCAGAGACAAGUUCACAGGCUUCAGAAGGAGCUUGACGCCGCUAAUGCUGACUUGGUUCACUACGGUAUGUCCACGUCAACACCUGGUAACGUCGUCGACUUGGUGUUUCAGCCUCAGCCAUUUCCGCCGCAGCCGUUGAAUCCGGUUUAUAGGCUUUCCGGGUCGAGCCCGGUGAUGACUCAGCAGCCACGUGGUACCGGAGGGUCGUAUGGGACUUUCCUUCCUUGGAACAAUGGUCAUGAUCAGCAAGGAGGUAACAUGUGAGAGUGUAUAAAUUAUGUGUGUUUUCUAUCUAUUCAUCUCUCUCUUUAUAUUAUGUGUGUGUGUGUGGUAAGACUACAAUAUAAUAAGCUGGAUUUUUUUUUCUAGCCAAUUAAUUUAUAAAUGCAUGGACAAUUCUUAUUUAUUUAUGAUGAGGUUUAUAUAUUGUGGUUUAUUA
Messenger RNA from Brassica napus (rape), 1315 nucleotides. RefSeq names its product protein LATERAL ORGAN BOUNDARIES. NCBI's taxonomy places the organism in Eukaryota, Viridiplantae, Streptophyta, Magnoliopsida, Brassicales, Brassicaceae. The transcript is spliced from 2 exons. The coding region runs from base 595 to 1140 and encodes 181 amino acids. The record is from RefSeq and is a predicted model, not a curated record.